Messenger RNA from Chaetura pelagica (chimney swift), 1323 nucleotides. RefSeq names its product WAS protein family homolog 1 (gene WASHC1). The coding region runs from base 1 to 1293 and encodes 430 amino acids. Gene Ontology annotation, molecular function: actin binding; alpha-tubulin binding; gamma-tubulin binding. Gene Ontology annotation, cellular component: early endosome; recycling endosome; WASH complex. Gene Ontology annotation, biological process: retrograde transport, endosome to Golgi; endocytic recycling; exocytosis. NCBI's taxonomy places the organism in Eukaryota, Metazoa, Chordata, Aves, Apodiformes, Apodidae. The record is from RefSeq and is a predicted model, not a curated record. The transcript is spliced from 10 exons.
AUGUUUAUGUUUGAAAGGAUCUCUCAGCGGGUGGAGACCAGCUGGGCACAGCUUCAGACGAUCAGUGAGAGAGUCACACUCGCUCAAGCAAAAAUUGAGAAGAUAAAGGGCAGCAAGAAGGCUAUUAAGGUGUUUUCCAGUGCCAAGUAUCCAGCCCCUGAACGGCUGCAGGAGUACAGUUCGAUUUUUGCUGGUGCAGAAGACCCAGCUAAUCAGAAAUGGCCAAGACACAAGAUUCAGAGCAAACACCGAAUGCUGGAUGAGAAAGCUCUGCAGGAAAAGCUCAAGUACUUCCCUGUUUGUGUGAACACCAAAAUUCACCAGGAGGAUGAUGCAGAAGAAGGCCUUGGCAGCCUCCCCAGGAACAUCAGCUCCCUCAGCUCGCUGCUGCUCUUCAAUACCACUGAGAACUUGUACAAGAAGUAUGUUUUCCUGGAUCCUCUGGCUGGAGCAGUGACCAAGACCCAUGUGGCUCUGGAAACAGAAACAGAAGAGAAGCUCUUUGAUGCUCCUCUCUCCAUCACCAAAAGGGGACAGCUGGACCGACAGGUAGCUGAAAACUACUUCUAUGUGCCAGAUCUGGGCCAGGUCCCUGAGAUUGAUGUGCCAUCCUACCUGCCAGACCUGCCUGGCAUUGCUGCAGAUCUUAUGUACAGUGCGGAUCUGGGCCCCGGCAUCGCACCGUCCGCCCCUAGCAGUGCUAUUCCAGAGCUGCCCACUUUCAACACUGAGUCUGUGGAGCCUUUGCAACCAGACCUUCAAGAUGCUGAGCUACUGCCGCCUCCUCCACCACCACCUCCCCCACCACCUCCUGUUAUGCCAACUACUGUGCCUCCACCACCUCCCCUGCCCCAGCCCACUGCCCCCUCUGAGCCAGCCCGGACAGCGAGUGAGGAGAGCAGCAAUGCAGUGCCUGCAGCUUCAGUUCAGGGAGCCCCAAAGGAGGUGGUGAACCCUUCUAUUGGGCGUGCCAGUCUUCUGGAGUCCAUCCGCCAGGCUGGUGGCAUUGGGAAGGCCAACCUCCGCAGUGUCAAGGAGAGGAAGCUGGAGAAGAAGAAGCAGAAGGAACAAGAACAAGUGAGAGCUACAGGACAAGGUGGCGAUUUGAUGUCAGACCUCUUCAACAAACUGGUGCUGAGGCGCAAAGGUAUUUCAGGGAAAGGGCCAGGAGCCUCUGGAAACCCAGAUGCCCCUGGAAGUCCUGCCGGUGCCUUUGCUCGUAUGUCGGACUCAAUACCACCCCUUCCACCCCCACAGCAGCCUGUGGGGGAUGAGGAUGACUGGGAGACAUAGAUGGGGUCAGUUGAGUGUCUGUGUGAAUCC